ACUGUCUGUUAAAGGGUUAGUGAUGAGAUCACAUAAUGUGCACCUGCACAGACUAUGUAUGGAUAGCUAAUAGCAAGAUAAUAGCUAUAAUUAUAUUGGCCCUUUGACCCUUCUCAACACAUGCAGAAGUUACUUCCAAACUGAGGCUGCAUGUAUAGCCACUAUAACACGCAGGAAGAUUGUAAGAAAAAAGGUCACUGUAGCUACAGCAUGGAGCCUGCCUAUUAUCUAUGCUUCAACGGUCAAAAGGACAAAUUAGGGUCAAUACAAGACCCAUAACAUGACAUAAUUAUUGCCCUGUGCGUGCGCAGCAGGGGUAGAGUUAUUGGUGUGUGUGUGUGGACAUAAAAAUGUGCUGUUUGAGUGAACUAGACACUUCUGACUGCUAAUGAGAAAGUGGCUGAAAAUUAAUAGGCUACAUAUUACUUGUAGGUGAUCUUUGAAGGCGACCAAAAAAACUGUUUUCUAAUACAGUAGUUGCUUUAGAUUCACGAUCAUUCCCCAUGCAUAAUGUUAAGGUCAUUACAGUAAAAAGUUACCGUAAUCGCUGUGCGAUGAAGCUCAACGCAUAGGGUAAAGGCUCCAUAAGCAUCUUGUUAUAAAUGCCAUAAUGCACAUCAGCAGGAAAACUAUAUCCAAAGAGAAGAUAAAAAUGUUCAUCAAAAUACUAUGUGCUACUACAAUGUUGCUACAAAAAAAGCAUCUUGGUGCCAUUAUAAUGAUGCAAACAAAGCGUCUCAAAGGACCAGGUAUCUAUAGCAUGUCACACUUGCAUGCAUUUUACUUAACAUGUACAGGUGCCGCGCAAACAAGAUUCAAGGAAUUCAGUGCUUUGGUGUGGCAAACAAUGCAUCUCAAGGGGUUAGGCGUUAUAGUGGUGCGAAGAAAAUACCUCGUCCUGUCGGCUGCAUUGGCAGCAAUAACAGGUGUUGGAGUAGCGGUCAUAGCAGGCGUGAUCAUGACAAAGAGAAGAUCUAACGAAAACAGAGGUUCCUAUGGAAAACUCUAACUAUAUAUAGAUCUUUGCUGACCGAAUGAUUCAGUAGUUUGUGAUUCCACUGAUUGACAAUAUAAAUUUAAUUAUUAAUCACAAGU
Halichondria panicea is the source of this 1095-nucleotide messenger RNA. RefSeq lists its product as uncharacterized. The record is from RefSeq and is a predicted model, not a curated record. NCBI's taxonomy places the organism in Eukaryota, Metazoa, Porifera, Demospongiae, Suberitida, Halichondriidae. The coding region runs from base 611 to 1009 and encodes 132 amino acids. The transcript is spliced from 6 exons.